Molecule: messenger RNA, 1002 nt
Organism: Prunus armeniaca (apricot)
Lineage: Eukaryota; Viridiplantae; Streptophyta; Magnoliopsida; Rosales; Rosaceae
Source: the annotation of a GenBank genome assembly
AUGACCAUUUCCAUCUCUGCUAUAUAUACCCCUCCCCUCUCUCACAAUCCCCUCCUUGUCCCCUCUCCCAUUUCCAAGCUCCCAAGAUUCUCACCACCGCGCUCUGCCAUUCAUUGUUUCUCCUCCUCUCCUCCACCACCACCAGAUAUGGAUGCCACUACAGGUCCAAGUCUCUACCCUCUGCACCGUUCUAAAACUCUUCACCUGGUAAGGCAUGCACAAGGGAUUCACAAUGUGGAAGGCGAAAAGGAUCAUAGUGCAUACAUGUCUUAUGAUCUUUUUGAUGCACAUCUUACACCUCUUGGCUGGAAUCAGGUUGAUAAUCUACACAAGCAUGUUCAAGCAUGUGGACUUUCUAAGAGAGUUGAGUUAGUCAUCACAUCUCCUUUGUUAAGGACCAUGCAAACAGCAGUGGGUGUCUUCGGGGGUGGAGCAUACUCAGACGGGAUAGAUGUACGUCCUCUAAUGGUUGCAAAUGCAGGGAACAGUAACCAUCCUGCAAUUUCAAGUCUAAACUGCCCACCAUUUGUAGCGGUUGAGCUUUGCCGUGAACAUUUGGGGGUUCAUCCAUGUGACAAGAGAAGAAGUGUUAGCGAGUACCGGCCUCUUUUUCCUGCAAUUGAUUUUUCACUGAUAGAGAAUGAGGAUGACAUUCUGUGGACGCCUGACAUUAGAGAGAAGAAUGAAGAAGUGGCAUCUAGGGGACUGAAGUUUUUGAACUGGUUGUGGACACGUAAAGAGAAGGAGAUUGCAAUUGUUACCCACAGUGGAUUCUUGUAUCAUACCUUGAGUGCUUUUGGAAAUGAUUGCCAUCCAUCGAUAAAGAGUGAAAUAUGCACACACUUUGCCAAUUGUGAGCUUCGCUCGGUGAUAAUUGUUGAUAGGAGUGUGAUGGGGUCUGAUUCUUCGACAACUAAUUAUCCUGGAAAAAUUCCUCAGGGGCCUGACCUCCCUAGCGACAUUGCAGAUGAGAAGCAAUCAGAGAAGGGUGCUUCCAAGUAA